This is a messenger RNA of Antechinus flavipes (yellow-footed antechinus), 2135 nucleotides long. It is a transcript of the gene GFRA2, whose product is annotated as GDNF family receptor alpha 2. Gene Ontology annotation, cellular component: external side of plasma membrane; signaling receptor complex. The transcript has 9 exons. Lineage: Eukaryota; Metazoa; Chordata; Mammalia; Dasyuromorphia; Dasyuridae. Gene Ontology annotation, biological process: nervous system development. The coding region runs from base 665 to 2059 and encodes 464 amino acids. Gene Ontology annotation, molecular function: signaling receptor activity. The record is from RefSeq and is a predicted model, not a curated record.
GAGAGAGAGGCGCAGAGACAUACGGUCACUGGAAUUCCAUCAGAAAAAAAAGUGAGGCGAGCAAGGCUUAGCGGGAGAAGAUUUUUCUAAUCCUUUCUUCAUUUUGGUGAGAAAGAAGCGACUCUACUCUCUUUCGACCAAGCUCUUAUUGGAUUGCUCCUUGGCUUAACCACCCGUUUUUGGAUUUCUUUCGGUUUUUGCAUUUUAUUGCGACCCCCGGCCAGUCCCAUCCUUCCUCUCCCACCCUAUUCUCUCGUCCCUUUCCAUUUCCUAGCCCCGUCUCUCUUAUUUGGAGGGGCUCUGGAAUAGUACUGGCUGUGACUCGCACAUCCCUGGAGAAGGGCUAAAGAGACGUCUAACAGAAGGAGUGAUAUCGGUUUCUUUCUUCUUCUUCUUUUUUUUUUAAAUUAUUUUAUUUUUUGAGAAGGGACCAGCGAGAGAUUCCCCAGCAGCCCUGCCUUUACCCCCACCCCUUCAACAUCCCUUUCCAGCCAGAGGAGAAAAUAGCAGGGGCACAAGAUCGUCAUCUGGUGGAAUAUCUGGGAUCACCGCAUUGGAUUUGGGACUGAUUAUUGCUGUUUGACUAUUAUUGUUAUUGGUUGUGUUGUUUUUUUUUUUUAAAAGCCCAAGAGGGAAAGGGCAAAAACUGUUGGAUUUAUUUAACAUGAUCUUAGCAAACACCUUUUGCAUCCUCUUCUUUUUGGACGAGUCCCUGCGUUCCCUGGCCAGCCCCUCCUCCCUGCAGGGCUCAGAGCUCCACGGCUGGCGGCCCCCCGUAGACUGUGUCCGGGCAAAUGAGCUGUGUGCAGCUGAGUCCAACUGUAGCUCCAGGUACCGCACCCUGCGGCAGUGCCUGGCGGGCCGAGACCGGAACACCAUGCUCGCCAACAAGGAGUGCCAGGCCGCCUUGGAAGUACUACAGGAAAGUCCCUUGUAUGAUUGCCGGUGUAAGAGGGGCAUGAAGAAGGAGCUGCAGUGUUUACAGAUCUAUUGGAGCAUCCACUUGGGGCUGACAGAGGGAGAGGAAUUUUAUGAAGCCUCACCCUAUGAGCCUAUCACCUCCCGCCUCUCAGACAUCUUCAGGCUUGCUUCAAUCUUCUCAGGGACAGGGGCAGACCCAGCCAUGAGCGCCAAAAGUAACCACUGCCUGGACGCCGCCAAGGCCUGCAACCUGAACGAGAACUGCAAGCGCCUGCGCUCCGCCUACAUCUCCACCUGCAACCGCGAGAUCUCCAACUUCGAGCGCUGCAACCGCCGCAAGUGCCACAAGGCCCUGCGCCAGUUCUUCGACAGGGUGCCCAGCGAGUACACCUACCGCAUGCUCUUCUGCUCCUGCCGCGACCAGGCCUGCGCCGAGCGCCGCCGCCAGACCAUCCUCCCCAGCUGCUCCUACGAGGACAAAGAGAAGCCCAACUGCCUGGACCUGCGGAACCUGUGCCGGGGGGACCACCUGUGCAGGUCCCGGCUGGCAGACUUCCAUGCCAAUUGUCGUGUCUCCUACCAGACAACCACCAGCUGCCCUUCGGACAAUUACCAGGCAUGUCUGGGCUCCUAUGCAGGAAUGAUUGGGUUUGAUAUGACGCCAAACUAUGUGGACUCCAACCCCACCAGCAUCGUGGUGUCCCCUUGGUGCAGUUGCCGAGGGAGUGGAAACAUGGAAGAAGAGUGUGAAAAGUUCCUGAAAGACUUCACAGAGAACCCAUGUCUCCGAAAUGCCAUCCAGGCCUUUGGCAAUGGCACAGAUGUGAAUGUGUCCCCCAAGAAUCCUGUGUUCCAUGCUACUCAGUCUCCUAAAAUGGAGAAGACCCCAUCCUUGCCAGAUGACCUCAGUGACAGCACCAGUCUGGGGACUAGUAUCAUCACUACCUGUACAUCUAUCCAGGAGCAGGGACUGAAACUCAACAAGUCCAAAGAGCUGAGCACGUGCUUCACAGAGCUCACCACGAACGUCAUCCCAGGAUCCAACUUUGUGGGAUCUCCUGACUCAGUUGAUGGCCGACCCAGACCUGUGAUCACCCUGACUGCAGUCACCUUCCUAUUGCUGACACUGGCAUUGUAGGUGAUGGGGAAGACCAUAUCUGAAGAUUUCCAAAAGCUACAAAACAUCACACACACACACACACACACACACACAC